CAAACGCCAUUAUCAUUGGCUGUUGGUGGAAGCUUUGAUUCAAUUGUUGCGAAACUACUCAAUACGGGAAAAGUCGACGUCGAUUGGAAAGAUGUCCAUGGCAGAACACCAUUGUCAUACGCCGCUGAGAGGGGCAACGGUGUAUUGGUCAAGAUGCUGCUGGAUAGAGGACUGGCUGAGGUCGACCCAAAGGAUAUGCUCCAUCGGACACCACUCUUAUGGGCAGCAGCCAGAGGCUUCAAGCCCACCUUUAAGAUGCUGCUGGAUACUGGCCGGGUCAAUGUGGAAUCGAGAGACGAGCAAGGCCGAACACCGCUGUCCUUGGCUGCAGGCAACGGUAAUACCCUUAUUGUUGUCAAGCACUUGCUUCUGGUAGGAAAAGCUGAUCCUGAUCCGAGUGACUCUGAGUACAAUGCAACACCACUGUCCUGGGCAGCCGAGGAUGGUCACCUCGCCUUGGCCAAGUUGCUCAUAGACACAGGCAAGGUUGACAUCAACUCCAAAGACGUCAACAACCGGACACCGCUGUUUCUGGCAGCUAGCAAUGGCCACGGCGAUAUUGUCAAGCUGCUACUGGAG
Molecule: messenger RNA, 579 nt
Organism: Ilyonectria robusta
Lineage: Eukaryota; Fungi; Ascomycota; Sordariomycetes; Hypocreales; Nectriaceae
Product: ankyrin repeat-containing domain protein
Exons: 2
Cellular component (GO): nucleus; cytoplasm
Molecular function (GO): protein binding
Source: RefSeq, a predicted model, not a curated record